GUCUACAACCAUUUUGGAACUUUCUACUUCAGAGUUUCCAUCUGCUGUUUGGACAGCCAUCUGACUGCGCCCAGAGCACUUCUUCACAUCGCAGAUUCUGCCAUGGGUUGUGGGCUACGAAAGCUGGAAGAGCCUGAUGAUAGUAGCCCUGGCAAAAUAUUUUCUACUCUGAAGAGACCACAAGUGGAAACAAAGAUUGAUAUUUCAUAUGAAUACCUUUUGCUGGAUUUUACUUUAGAUAUUGGUUCAGCAAACCCAGAUGUUAUUAAGAUCUCCUCUCUUCUGGAUCUUAAUUCCAAAUUGGAAGCAUACUACAAGAGAGGAUAUGUUGUUGUCACUAUCCACCCUACAGUUCUUUCUAUGGGGCAAAGAAAACGAUCUCCACUGAGUUACAUUUAUAGAGUUAUAUUAACUAAAGUAAGAUCAGGUAUAAAGACGUCAGAACAAGGAGAACCAAGACACUUAAAGCUAGUUGUUGAAGAAUGGUCUGUGAGCAAUCAAACACUUACCAUUGAUGUUGUAAAAGGACUGUUAGAAAAGGUGAAUGACUUAACUAAGAAAGGAAUGAGGUUUGUCGGAUUUUUAAAUCCACUCAGUACCCAUUCAAAGGCCUGCAAUGGUACAAAAUCAUCAAGAGAACUAGAUGCAGAUUUGGGACAGGAUGUUGACCUUAAAUUGCCAGAUCAACAAAAGCAAAACCCCGAUAACCAUAUAAAGUGCAGUGAGGAGACUUUUACCAAAAAGCCAAUGGAAUUUGCAACAGAAAGAGAACACUGUUGCAGUAAAGUCACUGAUGUUUUAGAGAAUAGACCAGCUCCAGAGGAGGAUCUUUUGCAUGGAAGAGAGAAAAGGAUUGGAAACGAAACCUGUCCUUGCAGUGAACCAAAGGAAGAUUUCAAACUGUUUGCUGUGUUCAAUGUGUCGGAUGAAGACUUCAGUGAACGGUCCUACCAUGAAGGCAAUAUAUCACUCAGAGUAACAAGGAAGGGCCAAACCAUUUGUACCCUGGAGGCAGAUUGGUUGGAAAUCACAACAUCUUAUUAUAAAAGUGGGAUGUCGUUGGUUGAUUCAUUCAUAGUUUGGGAAACAAUGAAAGGAGACUACUUGUCCAAGUCUGUGGAUGGAAUAUUUAUUUAUGAGGAACAUCAUUUGGGGGCUUUUGAGUCAAGCAAGAUACCAAAUGAUGCAAUUGUUGUUGAACAGUGGACUGUCAUUGAGGGUUGUGAAGUAAAGACUGAUUAUGGUCCUUUGCUGCAUACACUGGCAGAGUUUGGAUGGCUGGUUACUUGUGUGCUGGCCACACCUAUCAUUCGCCAUGACAGUGAAGGAAAUUUAGCAACAAAACAAGUGAUAUUCUUGCAGAGACCUGCCAUAACCAACAAUGAUCUAAGUCUAAAACCAUUAGAGAAAAGAUCUACUCGGCAAGCAAGUGAAAGAACCAAAAAUUGGAACAGAAAUGUGGGUGUGACCACCGGUAAAAACAAGCAUUCAGAAACAAAGUCUCCUGAAGAUUCUUGCACCACUUCAGAAAUCAAUUCACAUCAAUAUGGAGGCAUUUCAGGCAUGAGUCAUAUUGAUAGUGUUUCCAAAGACUUGGAUGAUGGGCAGCUGGAUCAAGAGGAAGAAACAACUCAGGUUACCUGCAUAUAACAUUGCAGAAUUCAGAUCUGUAUUGAAGACAACAGUUUAAAGAAAGCAGACUUUCCAGAGUAUAAUAUGAUUGAUAAUAGCUAAUGGCUUUGCAAGAUGUGAUUUUUGUUUUUGUUCUGUAUGAAAGUGUGCUCUUUUUUAAACAUUUUCUAUAAUCCUACAGGGAAUAAAAGUAUUAACAAAUAUUUCAGUUCUCGGGAUUUAUGCAAACAGAUCCAGGCUUCUUUAGCAAAGUAGAACUGUUGAUUACAAUUUGCUAUCAGAAAGAGCUUCACCUGAUGAUUUAAAAUUACGUUCAACAAAUUUAGGAAAGCCAUAGCAAAGCAUAUUUACAGAUGUUUAUAUUUACUUUUAAAUUCUCAAGUAAUAUUUUUGUUACUUUUUCUAUUUGUAUGUGCUAAUUUUUAAAAAUCAUUUGUUACUUUUUUCCUGUCAUUUUUCUUUGCAUAUUCUUGGGAUCAUGUUUUGCAAUCAACUUGUUCAAGAAUAUGCUCAUGCAAAACAGUGCUGUCUCUGCAAGAUCGAAAGGAGUCAUUUUUGAGGAUUGUUCAGUCAAGGUAACGUUAGUUGUCCUGCUAAGUAAUAUAUGUAUGGCAAUGAACUG
This is a messenger RNA of Rhincodon typus (whale shark), 2254 nucleotides long. RefSeq names its product raftlin family member 2 (gene rftn2). The coding region runs from base 103 to 1650 and encodes 515 amino acids. NCBI's taxonomy places the organism in Eukaryota, Metazoa, Chordata, Chondrichthyes, Orectolobiformes, Rhincodontidae. The transcript is spliced from 10 exons. The record is from RefSeq and is a predicted model, not a curated record.